Messenger RNA from Seminavis robusta, 927 nucleotides. Lineage: Eukaryota; Bacillariophyta; Bacillariophyceae; Naviculales; Naviculaceae. The record is from the annotation of a GenBank genome assembly.
AUGCUAUCGGCGGCUCAUUGCAACGGUCGUGACGAAAGUCUUGGUGAUCCGUUUUCCCGCAGAGUCUACCUGGGAGGUCGUAGACGAGGCACAGGAGUGGCCAGGAACAUGGCCAAACGAAUUCCUCAUCCUCGAUGGGAUGAUUCUCUUAGAAGCAAUAUUGAAUGGGAUUUCCUCGUGGUCAAGCUUAACCAAACUACCAAAGGGGUAGAAGGCCUUAUACCCAUUCCCCUCAAUGAUCAGAACGAUUAUCCAGUGGGAGGAGAAACCCUUACGGCCAUUGGAUACGGAAGACUCACCAGCGGAGGCAGAGAGCUUCCUGAUAUGCUAAGGCAUGUCGAGAUCGCGGCAUUCAGCAAUGAACGGUGUGGAACAUACUAUGGGGAUACUGGAGUUACGUUCCAACAAGAAAGUAUGCUCUGUGCAGGAGUUGAUGGUGGUGGUAGAGGACUUGUCAAGGUGACAGCGGUGGCCCUAUCAUUGAUCAAAAUGGAGUCCAGCUCGGUGUCACAAGCUGGGGAGAAGGUUGCGGUGCCAACAUGUAUCCCGGUGUGUAUGCUCGAAUUAUGGAGAGCAACCGCCAGGGCCAGUCGAACGGUCAAUAACCCCGUCAUUGUGAAAUUCAAUGUUACCAACGGACGGAAUGGAACCUACCACUUUACCAUUGCUGACAGUGCACGAGAUGGAAUUUGUUGCGAACACGGACAGGGAAAUGUCACAAUCUUCAAUACGGAUACGGGAGAUGUCCUGUUCUUCAAUGACAAUGUCACGGAAAAAUUUCAAUUCUGGUUUACAGUGGACAAUGUGGGCACCGUACUCUCUACUCGAAUCAAAGAGGGAGCCGAUGUCGAGGAUGAAGACAACGACAUGGGAGAAGGAGUUGGAAUUGGCGGAGACAAAAUAUGGGCCCGAUGCUGGGGCGACUAG